GAGCAGAGAGGGACAGAGAGCAUGAGCUGCCGUAGACAAGAAGGUAGAAUUGAAAGCUAGCCAGAGGAAACACAUUGGUUUGUCUUUUUUGGUAAACAAAAUAAACAAGUUACCAACCACACUUGCAUUUAUUUGUGAACUAAAUAAACCAGACUAAAACUAUGACUGCCCUUUGAAGAUGGAGCCACUUGGACAAAGCCACUCCCUUUCACAGUAGAACCACAAAUGCUGCUAAGAGAAACCUUUCGCAAGACCAAGGCUUUCUUUAACAAAAGCUUCCGAAAUUUCUGGUCUUUCUUCUUUGGAGAGUACCAAAAGCUUCCCAGAACUCUUUCCUUUAAUCCAUUCCUCUGUAGAGUUGGCAAUGCAAGAACUCACACAAGCGACCAACUUUACAGUGAGUUUUAUGAUAUGCUGCAGUCUGACCUUGGCAGAAUAAAGAUGCAUGGUAACUACAACAUGUCCAUGUCAGCAAUGGAAGAUGAUGCUGCAUGUUCUAGAAGCUUCAUGUGUUGUGCCAAGCAAAGUCCACAAAAGAGUAUCCAUGAGGAGAGAGCACAAGAGAAGAAGAACAAAGGGAGCUCACAGCUCAGUAUAAAAGAGGACUUAAAGUCACAAAACAUGAUGAACAAGAAAGCUCAUGUUUUAGAACAAAAGAUGAAGGCAAUGGAUAUGAUGAAUGCGGGUGAUCUGGAGCAUGUGCUAGACAUAGAAGAGGCUCUCCACUAUUAUUCGCGCCUCAAGAGCCCUGUCUAUUUAGACAUUGUGGACAAGUUUUUCAAAGACAUGCAAUCAGAGUUAUCUGUUCCUCAGCCCUGUGUCAGCCUCAAACCAUCGAAGGAAAGACUUGGCCCGAUCCGGUUGAGAUAAGACAACCAGUUAGUUAGCCACAAUGCAGAUGUUAUAGUGCUUUUCAUUUUCCUUUUUCAUAGUGUGUUGUACUAAUGAGUCUGUUUAGUUUAACUCCAAUUAUUCAGAGAUUUCCUUUAUUUGGGUAUACUUUCUGGUUAUUGGUGGAAUUUAAUCCAUAUUGUUCAUGCA
Messenger RNA from Glycine soja, 1041 nucleotides. RefSeq lists its product as uncharacterized. Lineage: Eukaryota; Viridiplantae; Streptophyta; Magnoliopsida; Fabales; Fabaceae. Bases 226 to 870 code for a protein of 214 amino acids. The transcript has a single exon. The record is from RefSeq and is a predicted model, not a curated record.